This is a messenger RNA of Syngnathoides biaculeatus (alligator pipefish), 2708 nucleotides long. RefSeq names its product cerebellar degeneration-related protein 2-like (gene cdr2l). The coding region runs from base 556 to 1791 and encodes 411 amino acids. Lineage: Eukaryota; Metazoa; Chordata; Actinopteri; Syngnathiformes; Syngnathidae. The transcript is spliced from 6 exons. The record is from RefSeq and is a predicted model, not a curated record.
CAUGAUGCUCAUCAAAGGCAGACGGCAGCGACACAAGAAGCGCCUCGAUUGUCCUCUUCGACAGUCGGCCCGAUCAUGUCAACCCUUUGAGCAGCUUUCCUCCAUCAUAGCGGGCGAUCUUUAAGUUGCCUCAAAGGGGUUGACGUCCUCGGGGAGUCCUCACGUCACCACGUUUUUUAGGGGGUAAUUGUCACUUCCGGGGGAGUCACCGCCGCUGGGUGGCUUGAAUUAGCCGUUCACCGGUGAGCAAGCUGGGCUGCAUCGAUGCUUCGUGCGGGCAGAAUGGAGGAGUUUGUCACGGACGAAGAGGAGCCUUGGUACGACCAGCGUGACUUGGAGCAAGGCAGCCCCAGACCAGACCAGUCCAGACCAGACCAGACUUCCGUAGCUCUGCAGUAGCUUGCACAACCUUCUUGCUGUGCUCGUGCCUGAAUUUGCUCCUGGAAUGCUGCUCUUAUGUAACAUUUUGGUGGCCUAGGAGACUUGCACUUGGCAGCGGAGCUGGGCAAAACCCUGCUGGAACGUAACAAGGAGCUGGAGGAUUCCCUUCAGCAGAUGUACAUCAACAAUGAGGAGCAAGUGCACGAGAUAGAGUACCUGUCCAAGCAGCUGGAGAUGUUGCGGGAGAUGAACGAGCAGCACGCAAAGGUUUACGAGCAGCUGGACGUGACCGCCAGGGAGUUGGAGAUCGCCAAUGAGAAGCUGGUGCUGGAGAGCAAGGCCUCGCAGCAAAAGAUUGACAGGUUGACGGGCACCAUGGAGACCUUACAGGGUCAGGUAGACAGUCUGACAGCCCGGCUGGAGGAGCUGCGAACUUUGGAGGAGUUGAGGGUCGUCCGAGAGAAGAAGGAGCGCCGCAAGACGGUCCACUCGUUUCCCUGCCUCAAAGAACUCUGUGCUGCACCAAGGUAUGAGGAUGGUUUCCUGUUGGCCAACCCUGGCAGCGUGGACCUCGCCGAGAGGCAGCCAGCUGAGGAGGAGAAUGAGCGCUUGAGGGACAUCGUGACGUCGCUCCGUUCGGCACUGGCUGCAGAGCGCUCCAAGAGGGAGGGCGCCGAGCGGGAAUGUGCCGGGGUGCUGCACGAGUUCGACAGGCUAGAGCAACGUCUGCUCGGAGCCGAGGGCUGCCAGGUGCGAGUUCGAGAACUGGAGGCGGAGCUCCAAGAGAUGCAGCUGCUGAGGAAGUCCAGGGCGUGUCUGAUGGAGGAGGGCAUCGACACGUUGCUCGGUAAUGGCCCCGAGACAGACACGCCGGAUGAAGCCGUGGUCAUGGACGCGGGAGGUGAAGUCGGUGCCGGUGACCCGGGAGGCCCCGUGAGGAAAAGCUGCAGCGACACGGCCCUGAACGUUAUCAAGGUCCGCGAUCCCCCAGGUAGGCGCCAGGCGGGGCGCAAACGAGGCAUGUCCAUCCUAAGCGAGGUGGACGAGCAGUACCACGCCCUGCUGGAGAAGUACGAGGAGCUCCUGGGAAAGUGCCGGCGCGACGAAGAGAGGCUGUGCCACGCUGAGGUGCAGACGUCACGCCCCGUCUCCAGGGACCCUUCCUUGAAAGAGUACAGCAUGGUCUCUUUUGGGGCGGCGGCCGCAGCGGUCAGCUCCCCUCCCACUCCCACCCAUACCCCGUCCACGCCAGAGGCCUUGGAAGGCAUCAGCAGGCAGGUGGAGCAAGUGGACAAACGUCUGAGCCAGAACACGCCCGAGUACAAAGCUCUCUUCAAGGAAAUCUUUUCCCGCUUGCAGAAGACCAAGAGUGAUGUGAGCGCCGCAAAGGGGAGGAAAAGUGGCAAAUGAGCCGCUGGUGUGCCUGACCUCACAAAGGUCACAGGUGAGUCGGGGCCUGGCUCAGCUGACUUUGGGCGAGCGGCAGAAUAGAUAAUUUUGAGUCCUCAAGGAACCCAACAUGCUUUUUGUGGAAUGUGAGAGAAAGCUGGAGAAAACCUCAACGCAAGGUUCGCCUCUUGCCUGCUGACAGUCGGGAGAGACUCCCGUUCAUCCACAAAACCGAUGUGAACUGCUGUCGAAAAUGAAUUAUUUAUAAACUGCUUCAUUUCUCCAAGGUUCCACUAUGUGACUGUCUCAAGACAGUUCGUUUCUGGAAAAUUCUGAAUGCUUCUCAUUCAACUAGUUUUGCGGCAUAAAGCAAAUGAAAAAGCAGGUUCUAGGGAUGUGGUUAAUAUGAUGUGCAAAACUUUUCUAAUUGAGAUAUUAAUACACUCAUGACUUAAUGCUGUGUUGCUUCUAAAGAAGUUUCCCGACCUUUGAGACAAGGUACAUAUAUGGUGAGAGGAAAAAAAACCCUCUUCACUCACAAGAGUACUUAGUGUGAAAUCUCAGCAUGUGUAACUGAACAUGAAGUUGUACAAAUGGCAGCACGUCAUGACACAAUUGUACCUUUUGCCGUCUUUAGCAAGAACAUUUGUUCUGCCCGUCACUGACAUUGAUAAUGACAAGGAGUAAAUAAGCCAUAACAAGAUCAGUGACGUGAAAUCAGAUAUUCUGUAGCACAGGUUGGGCAUCAUGGAAGUGUGUACAGCAUCUCAUUAAACAUUCUGAAUUCUCGGAGGUGCAUCUAAAGCUUUUAAUCUGCUUUCUCCCUCAAUAACCUUUCCCACCAUAACUGCUGCCUUUUUCUUCCUAGCAUGCAUUGCAAGAUGAACAAAUGUUCACGUCAUGUCAAUGUACAUGUUAAUUAAAAAGCAUUUACCAAG